Opisthocomus hoazin is the source of this 1059-nucleotide messenger RNA. NCBI's taxonomy places the organism in Eukaryota, Metazoa, Chordata, Aves, Opisthocomiformes, Opisthocomidae. The record is from RefSeq and is a predicted model, not a curated record.
AUGGUAGAGGUGGGAAGGGACCUCUGGGGAUCAUCUAGUCCAAACCCCCUGUUUGCUAUUGCUUAUCUGUGCGGUGGCAGCGUGCAGCUCUGUGAUAACGCUGUGCACCCCCAGCACCGUGGAGCGAGGCUGGCGAGCGGCACUCCCUCCUGUACCUUACCUCUUGUCUCCGUGGGUGCUCUGUACCCCACGCGAAACCAAGACAGGCUUGUUUCUUUCACUCUUUUCAGCCAUGAAGUGAUCAACAUCAAUCUGAAGAACAAACCUGACUGGUUCUUUGAAAAGAACCCCUUUGGGCUGGUUCCUGUUCUGGAGACCAGCAAGGGCCAGCUGAUUUGUGAGUCCCCAAUCACUUGUGAGUAUUUGGAUGAAGCAUUUCCGGGAAAGAAGUUGAUGCCUUCGGACCCGUACGAGCGAGCCGUUCAGAAGAUGCUCCUGGAACAAUUCUCAAAGAUAACACCCAUAGUUUUCAAGUAUUUUGUGGCAGUCAAAGAUGGACAGGACGCCACGGCACUGAAAGCAGAGAUUGCUGAAAAGUUUGGCAAGCUUGAAGAGAUUCUGUCCAAACGCAAUACUGUGUUUUAUGGUGGGGAUUCAAUCUCCAUGCUCGACUACCUGAUGUGGCCGUGGUUUGAGCGUCUGGAAUCGUUCCAGCUGAAGGACGCUUUGAAUCACACCCCAAAGCUCCAACGCUGGAUGGAAGCCAUGAAAGAGGACCCUGCUGUCAAGGCUACAAUGACUGACCCACAGAUAUACAAAGAUUACCUCCAGCUCUAUUUGAAGAACAGCCCUGAGGCGUGUGAUUAUGGGCUCUGAGGUGCCAGUAGGCACACGCUUGCUGAAGUGUCAGUGCUUCUUUUCAGUGUGAGCUGUGGGGAGCUAAUGUAAUUUGGUGUGGGCUCUUUUGUGGUUGCAUUUCAUGGUGGGGAAUAAAUCUGUGCUGAAAAGGCUGAGAAAUAUGCUGUGAGCUCCACUCCUUCCUAUCAGGAGGAGGAUGAGCUGGAUUUAGACAGGAGAUGGAAAGUCAUUGCUGGUUGUGUAUAUUGUGUGAUGGAAAAU